AUGUGUUGUAAGUCAUUCACAUCACCACGCGUCAACGUUAGACUAACGAGCAAUCAACGAUUUAGAGUACCCAUUGGAGAUAUAGAGGCAAAGAAGAUUGUACAACAGUUGACAGAUUUAUAUGCUAGUGAUAGAGAGAGGAAACAAAAGAAACGAGAGUUAUCAUCAAAGCUACAAUAUGACAUUUACAAGAAUCAGUAUCAACUACGUGGAAACAAGAUACAACUAAAGAAGUUAGAGUCAACUCAAAAGAAGUUGAACAAGCAACAACAACAGACGAAUGGAGAUGGAGAUGGAGAUGAGGACAUUGCUAAACAGAUGAAGUCAAUACAAUCAACAAUCGAUGAUAAUAGGACGAUAAUGACUACUUUGUUGGUUGAUAAGAAACGAAAGAUGAGCGAGUUGGAUGAGGAGUUGGUCAUAUCUGAUCAAUCAGUCGAUCAUUUAAUUAUAACUGGUGUCAAUGCUAUUACAAAGGCAAUGGAGAAGGAUGAGAGUGUUCGUCCAACACUUCGUCUGUUGAUCAUUUGUCUGCCGUCAAACAAUGCCGCUGGCAAUCUAAUGAUCGAUCACCUACCAUUCAUGGCGAGCAUGCGCAACAUCCCCUACGUCUUGAUGCCCAACUCAUUCACAAUUGAAAUCAACGCCGCUCUCUCACUCAAGUCUGCAUUGGGGAUCGCUAUCAAGGAGGACAAGACGUCAAAGCCCAACAAACUUAUCGAGUCACUUGUUCAGAUGGGCGUGGAAACAUGGAAGAGCACACAAAAGAUUGAAUAUCCCUUCGCAGGGUCGUCGUUAUCGCAGGCUGCUGCACCAGCAAUCGAGCUGAAACCAACAAAGAUCAUCAAGGAAGGUAAUAAACGACUGCGAGUUUGA
Messenger RNA from Acytostelium subglobosum LB1, 876 nucleotides. RefSeq lists its product as hypothetical. Gene Ontology annotation, biological process: tRNA 5'-leader removal. The record is from RefSeq and is a predicted model, not a curated record. Gene Ontology annotation, cellular component: ribonuclease MRP complex; nucleolar ribonuclease P complex. NCBI's taxonomy places the organism in Eukaryota, Evosea, Eumycetozoa, Acytosteliales, Acytosteliaceae. The coding region runs from base 1 to 876 and encodes 291 amino acids. The transcript has a single exon.